AUGCCUGCCUCUUCAUACCAACAAGAACCAACAUCAACAAGCGCCGAAUCCAACCACAUUCAAUAUUCGACUCUUGAUGUCUUUAUGAACAGAUUCUCGCAAGCGUCUCCACAACAGUUCACCAUUCUAUCCUCCAAUUCCUCCCUCAUAGCCAUCACACUCAAUUACACUAGAUUAUUUGCACAACGUGAUGAAUCUCGGUCCCGUCUCAAGCUCUUUGAAACAUCUAAUCUCCAAGACAUCUCUUCACUGAAUCAUUCGGUCAUUCACAUCUACGUGGAAGAUACCAACGAAAAGUUCAUUGGAGCCGACAAGGACCACAUGAAAUCUGUGAUUUCACACGCAUUCAACGUUCUUUCCAUUCAUCCUUCGAGAGUGAUCUUUGCUCGAAGAUGGUAUUUUGAUUGUAUGGCUGGAAAUCCUUUCCUUGACACACCACAGCAAGCACUUGUGAAAUAUUUAAUCACCACCGAUUAUGAAUUACCAAAAGUUAUUCGGAGAGUUCGUGAGAGUUAUUUGUUGGCACAUGAUAGAUGGUUGGAAUUGAGUGAUUUUACAAUGCUGCCUCUAUUUCCAUAUGAAUUACAAUAUCAAAUUUCGAAUCAAGGUAAUGACAACGUGUCAAGCUUGCAUAAAGAAGAAGAAACUUUGGGAGUUUUGCUGAAUAUACAAUUGACGAACUGUUUACAAAGUAUGACUUGGUGUGCACAAUUCGAUGGUACUAACAGAACUAGUUCGAAGUGCUAUCGGUCACACGAUUAUUGUUGGUUGCGAUUGAUGUCACAAGAACCUUCUCAAUAUGGCAGGUCGAUGUUUUCAUUACAUCCUCAAUUUAUGAAAGCUCUUAAUGAUCAUUGGGUUCGACUGAAUUUCUCUUCCAAAACGAGUUCGGUUCUCAAAUUUAAUGAUACCAUUGCCUCAAGUGUUUUCACACAGUUUGAACAAUUGAAUCAGCAAGCAUUUCGAAGGUUAUGGAUCUCCAAGUUUGACCAACAAGACUCAAGUUUGAAUUGGUAUGCUUUGAAUACUUCAACUGAACUAUUACAUUCGUCACUCACAAACAUCAAGACGGACAUCUUUUUACCCUCUAUUAUUUUUGAAUGUAAAAGUUCAGUUUGCCUACUCGAACCUCCUACCGCCGACAUUUUCUUUUUGAUUCCAGCUGCUAUUUUUUGCGUAUUGCACUUUGUAGGAUUGGCUUUCUUUUUCAACAGACGAUCUAUCAAGGUUCGAUUAUUAUUUCCAUAUUGGGGACCCUUAGCUUGUCUCACUGCUUUCAUUGGUCAUACAGAUUUUGUUGUUUCAGCCUGUGCAACGUUGGGACAUACCAUCCUUGUGGUCGUAGCUUGGUCUACCAUUGCCGUAUAUUGUGUGACUUUAUUGAGAUACUUGUUUUUAAGAAAUAUUUAUUCCAUCUUGUCAUUAACAGAUCAACCUGCUCAGGCUGGAAAAAGAAACAAAGAACAUGAAAACAAAGGUAGUUUUCUGUGCUUGAAUUGUGUACAUGGAGGUUUUCUUCAACGACUGUUCACUGUUGAACGAGUGAAAAAAUUGGCUUCUAAAAGGGUUGGAAUUUUCACAAGCCUAGUGUUAGCUCUUCUGGUGGCGUUGUGUAUGUGGGCGCUGAUACCGUUCUUUGUCACAUUCUAUUUAACAUCAAGCGCCAAUCUAUUGAGGAACAUUUUAUUGGCAUGCUUUGUAGUGAUGGGAAUUUGUGUGGCUUUGCUCUAUAUAGGUGUGGACAUGUAUUUGAAUCGAGACAAGAUUCGAAAACAGGGAGUCCUUCAUUUUCUAUUGCAUGAUGAUCCAUUUUAUAUUCAUGUGGAUAUGAUUUUGUUGUUUAUUAUGAUUGUUGCACUAAUAUUUGUCAUUGUUUUUGAUAUUAUAGCAAUUUCCUUGAUUGGAAAAGUUUUAUGGAUGUUGCUGCCCUUUCUAGCUGCUGGUGGCAUGAUCAUGAUUUUUGAGAUAAUCGUCUUGGUGAAAUCCAAAUUCUUUAAGAGUGUAAAACAGGCUCAAUAUGAGAGCGAUUUAGAAAGGAUGAUUUACGGUGACAACAAUUUAUUUCAACAUUUAAAAUCCUAUGCAGAGAAAGAACUUUCCUUGGAAAAUAUUUUGUUUUUGCAGAAAAUGAUGGACCUGUCUGCUUUGAAUCGACCAAUAAUGAAGAAUAGUCAUUUAGCCAGCAGUGGCAGUUCUUUGGGAGUCAGUCGUGAAAGUUUGAGUAGCAAUACCACCUCGAAUAGUGGACAAUCACCGCUGGUAAUCGAGCGAGGAAGCGACGUGUCCAAUAGUGCUGCAUUGAUGGUCACACUAAUGCCAUGGGAAGAAGUAACGACCAUCGAAGAAGAGUUUUUAAGGCCAUAUUCUAAAUACGAGUUGAACAUUCCAAGUUCGACAAGGAAAGGAUUUUAUGAAUGGUUCAACAAUGAAAAAAAGAAAUUUCUGGAAGAUUCAAGUCACCAUCGAGUGAGUUUAGAUGAAGUGAAAGAAUUAUUGAUGCAGGAUGUCAUGAUGAAUGUGAAAGACACCUUUUUGAGGUUUCAAAACACACCAGAAUAUGCCAAAUGGGAAAGUUUGAUGGAAUUGCAAAAAUCCAAUGCCGUGAUUUGA
Molecule: messenger RNA, 2610 nt
Organism: Naegleria lovaniensis
Lineage: Eukaryota; Heterolobosea; Eutetramitea; Acrasida; Naegleriidae
Exons: 1
Coding region: 1-2610 (869 amino acids)
Source: RefSeq, a predicted model, not a curated record